This is a messenger RNA of Trichobilharzia szidati, 2180 nucleotides long. The record is from the annotation of a GenBank genome assembly. Lineage: Eukaryota; Metazoa; Platyhelminthes; Trematoda; Strigeidida; Schistosomatidae.
AUUCGCAACAAGCUUUGUUUUACUUCGUAAUUGUGGUUUGACCACGAGGUGUACUUUGUUGCUUUACUUCACUGAGAUUGUAAUGGCGUCAACUAACGGUGGAACGGAGAUAUCUCAAGCAGAUAAAAAUGUUGAGAUGUGGCGUAUCAAAAAGCUGAUCAAAAGUUUGGAAUCUGCCAGAGGUAAUGGAACGAGUAUGAUUUCUCUCAUCAUCCCUCCGAAGGAUCAGGUGACAAGAGUUGCAAAACUAUUAGCUGAGGAGUACGGAACAGCUUCCAAUAUCAAAAGUAGAGUAAAUCGGCUGUCUGUUUUGAGUGCCAUAACGUCAGUACAACAAAGACUGAAACUGUACACAAAGGUUCCCACAAAUGGGCUUGUUGUUUAUUGCGGUACAAUAGUUACUGAGGAUGGCAAGGAAAAGAAAGUUAAUAUUGACUUUGAGCCCUUCAGACCGGUUAACACUUCUCUGUACUUGUGUGAUAAUAAGUUCCAUACAGAGGCUCUGGUAGCUCUCCUGGCGGACGACAGCAAGUUCGGCUUUAUUGUCGUUGACGGUAACGGUGCGUUAUUUGGAACCUUGUCGGGAAACACUCGGGAAGUCCUGCACAAGUUCACUGUGGAGUUGCCGAAGAAACAUGGACGGGGAGGUCAAUCUGCGCUUCGUUUUGCACGUCUGCGAAUGGAAAAACGGCACAACUAUGUCCGAAAGGUUGCUGAGACAGCCACCCAGCUUUUCAUUACAAACGACCGUCCAAAUAUUGAGGGACUUAUUUUGGCCGGCAUAGCAGAUUUCAAAAGCGAUUUAGGGCAGUCCGAUAUGUUUGACCAGAGGCUGCAAGCGAAAUUGAUCAAGAUAGUUGACAUUUCUUACGGCGGUGAAACAGGAUUCAAUCAGGCUAUUGAACUGGCAACGGAUGCAUUAACAGGCGUCAAGUUCAUCCAAGAAAAAAAGCUAAUUCAAAGAUAUUUUGAUGAGAUUUCACAGGACAGUGGCAAGUACUGUUUCGGCGUCGAUGAUACACUUAAAUCUCUGGAGAUGGGAGCCGUUGAGACUCUAAUCGUCUGGGAAAAUCUAAGUGUCAAUCGCUAUGUUCUCAAAAUGCCCAAUUCAGAAGGUAAGUCACUAUGCACUUUCCCUUCCCAUAUAAUCAACGUCUGAUGUAUUUCCUAGUGUAUGGCUGCACUGAGAACCUCAGUGACACAUAUUAAUAAUAGGUGGUACUGAGUCUCUUUCUUAAGGGAAUUGAGGCUAAUGCCGUCUUGAACAUAAUUGUGAGCCGUACCUUGAGGUCUCGGUACGUCACUCUAUAGUUCACACAGAAUUAAAUCUCGUCACUGCAUUAUCCUGUUAGCUAGAAGUUGCUGGCAGGCAGUACAAGUGACGUAUAGCAAAGUUUAGACCAUUCUUGAUGCACACCUCAGAGAUGAGCUGCUGUAUAAAGGCGUGGUCCGACAUUCAGUCUCGGCCAAGUUUAUAUGUGCUUCUUCCUUUCAGAGAACCGGGUUAUUCACCUUCGACCUGACCAGGAAACAGAUCGUCGACAUUUUAUCGAUCCUGAAACAGGUUCUGACCUAGAAAUCCUCGACACUCAACUUCUCUUGGACUGGCUGGCGCUCAAUUAUCGGUCAUUUGGGACUACGUUAGAAAUAGUCACGGAUAAGUCGCAGGAAGGAGCUCAGUUUGUCCGUGGUUUUGGGGGCAUUGGUGGUAUUUUGCGCUACCAAGUAGACUUCAACCACUUGGCGGGUGGUGAUGUUGAUUUCGAAGAUGAUUUCAAUCUUGAUGAUUACUGACAAACCAGUCCAACCUGCGGUUGGCGCAGGUUGCCUUAUGGCCGUUCACUAUGGUUGGAAUGCGGUCUUCUGUGGAAUGUUCACAAGGAUGAUAUUUGCAGAAUUACGAAAGUGACUUAUCAAGACUACACUUAUUUUGAUUGCUGUGUUAUCGAAUAAUUCAUUAUCUCUAAUUUCUCGUGUUUGUUUUUUGUCGAAUUCAUUAGAAUAAAGUGACGUAGUCACUGAUCAAUUUGUGUAGUAUAGAUAAAGUGUUUAGAUUCGAAGUUUUUGGGAAGUGUGGACUAUGAGGGUGCACCGAUCCGGGCUGUUACUAAACGGAAUGUAAUUCAGCGGCGGACCAACUUGCAUUUAAUAGGAAAUGGAAUUAUUGAGUUAUUGACCCG